Molecule: messenger RNA, 1452 nt
Organism: Talaromyces rugulosus
Lineage: Eukaryota; Fungi; Ascomycota; Eurotiomycetes; Eurotiales; Trichocomaceae
Exons: 3
Coding region: 1-1452 (483 amino acids)
Molecular function (GO): FAD binding
Source: RefSeq, a predicted model, not a curated record
AUGAAAGAUCAGAAUGCUCCCUUGAGCGUCAUCAUUAUUGGUGGCGCCGUCUCAGGCCUCACCCUAGCCCAUUGCAUGGAAGCUGCAGGCAUCGACUAUGUUGUUCUCGAAAAGCAUAACGAUAUCUGCACCAACAUUGGCGGAUCCCUUGCCUUGCAACCACAUGGAGCUCGCGUCCUCGACCAGUUGGGCCUUUUUGAACAACUGGAGAAAUUGACUAAUAAUAUUACCAAGUUUCACACAUGUAAUUAUGAUGAUACGCAUACCAGUCUUUUUCCUACGUGGACUAUGGAAAGCCUAGGGUACCCCAUGACAGUCCUAAGGCGUACGAACUUUCUCAGGACGGUGUACAGCGCGCUAAAGGAUCAAUCCAGAAUCAAAACGGGGACCAAAGUCGUCAGAAUUCGAGCCAAUUCUACAGUAGAUGCUCCUCUCAUAGUUGAAACUGAGGACGGGACCCAGUACACAGGCGACGUCAUCGUGGGAGCCGACGGAGUCCACAGUAUCACUCGAUCUGAGAUGUGGCGGAUUGCGAAUGAACAGCAGCCAGGGUUGAUUACGGAGGAAGAGAAGCGCAGAAUGACUGUUGACUACAUGUGUAUAUUUGGCAUCUCAACACCCAGUCGAAGUCUCUUUCCACCCGGUGAGCAGGUAAAUCGCUUUCAAAAAGAUGUGGCCGUGUUCAUACUCCAAGGUCACGAUGGCACUGUCAGCUGGUUCAUGAAUAUCAAAUUGGACAAAAGAUACGUCAUGCCUCAUGUACCCUCAUGGUCGAACGAGGAGACCAGAGCUCGCGGGGAAAAACUGGCAGGUCUUCACUUGUCAGACGGUGUCUACUUUCGAGAUGUCUGGGAAUCUGCUGAGACAAUAUCAUCCACGCCCGUGUACGAGGGCAUGUUCCAAGUGAGGACAUGUGGUCGUAUUGCAUGUAUUGGUGACAGUUCUUUCAAGGUGUCUCCUGAUCUCGCACAUGGAGCAAAUCUUGCAAUAGAGAGUGCUGCUGCCAUUUCUAACACACUGCACCGAAUUAACAUGAACAUCAAUACCCUGAACAGAAGGCCAACAAAUGCGGAUGUCGAGGAGGGACUGGUAGAAUGGGCGAGAUCCUGUCAGUAUAGAUUGGCGGAGACCAACAUAUAUUCACGAUUUGUAACCAAGGCGGGAGUCCAUUACUCCUUCAUUCACCGUGUCCUUCACCGUGCUGCAAUGCAAUACACCCUCGACGUCCAAUUCCACAGGUAUAUGACCAUCUUGAACAAGGGAAGGACAUUGGACUUUUUGCCUUUCCCCGAUCGGGGCAGGGAUGCCUGGGAAAAGUAUAAGGGAGCAGGGGCAAUGCGGACAGUAUGCGCCGCUGCAUUCUUUCCUGUUGGUUUGAUACUUUCCAUUUGCUCAGUAUUUCGAGAAGUUGUGUUUUUCCCUUCGAAGGAGCAGAAGAAGGCAUUGAUGUAG